CAAAAAUAAGAGUGGGUGGUUACGACCUUACAAAAAAACACCUUCUGCGUUUGCAAGUUCCACCAGCCACCACUACCUCCUUGAAAGGGCGAAUACAAUGUCAACGCAGCAGCCUGACAGCUACCUCAAGAGUUUAUCCAAAAAACAAUACUCCUGGAUGCAGCAAGCAUCUUCCCCUCAAAGCGAUACGGCUGGCUCUCCCGAACCAGAGAGGCCAACCAACGCCAGCUCAGUUGAUAAUGCAGCAAACACAGAUUCUAUUAAAACGACAGAAUUAGAGGCACCUUUAGAUACACCAUCACAACCGAAUGAUCCUAUGGAUAUCUCAACAGAUGUGGAACCGGAUCAGGCGGCUGAACAUCAUAAUGUGGUGGAUCAGACAGACCAUAAAGCUCCUUCCCGACAACGCGUUAUGAAGACGAAACCAACUAAUCGACCGAGAUUCAAGUACACCAACUUUCCUGUAAAAGGAUUUAACAUACUUCCAACACGUAAUAUUACUAGCCAAUAUGCAAAGAACGAUAGCUUGAACCUUCAAGGAAUCCUUGCUGGGGAGAAGAGCAUCCUACCAGAUCCUGAGACUGAGGGUUCCGAUGUCAUUAUAAUACAUCCAGGGUCAAGAAGCUUGAGAAUUGGUAGAGCAUCGGAGGCAUUCCCCACAACCGUACCUCAUGUCAUAGCACGACGAAUGAAAACGAAAGAAAAAAAAAGGAGUCAACCUCGUCAAAUGCUUCCCAUGGACUUUGAUCUAACAGAGGAAGACUUGGAUAACGACACUGACAUGAAGGACGCCACAGCUGAGGAUACAGAAGCGGCUACAAAUAAGACACGCAUGACACCUUUGCAGAUGGCUGCUUUGGAAGCUAUAGAAGGCACCCUCAAAUAUCGAAUGAAGCAGGCUAAAAGACGAUCCGUACCCAAUGCAAAUGCACAGGUUAUAUCUUAUAACUCUCAAGCUGUACAAGAGAUUAUUCCUGAUCACAACGACCCAUAUAAGGUGGAAUGGACUGAUCCUAGUGCGAGUGCAAAGCGACCAGCACAUUUCGUAGGAGAGAAGGCUCUCAAUUUGCCGCUGGAUGCCAACCCUGACUAUAGACUUUUCUAUCCUAUGCAAUACGGACAACUUAAUAGCAUUGAUUAUUCAUCCCUUCAAGAAGUAGUUGGUGAUUUGCAAGUUAUCUGGACUGAAAGUAUCCAAUCAGAACUAGAAAUAGAGGACGCUGACUUCAGAAACUUCAAUGCCAUUUUGGUUAUACCAGAUGUUUACAAUAGGAACCAUAUAUCCGAGAUUGUGACAAUGAUGCUACGCUAUAUGAACUUCCGUGGAGUUUGUGUGCAGCAAGAAUCAACCUGUGCGACGUUUGGUGCAGGUACUUCCAUGGCAUGUGUUGUAGAUAUUGGCGCUCAGAAGACAAGUGUAUCUUGUGUUGAAGACGGGCUGUGCAUUCCUGAUUCUAGAAUUACUCUUCCCAUGGGUGGUGAUGAUAUUACAACGGUAUUCGCUUCUUUCUUGAAACGAAACAAGUUUCCCUACUCCAACGUGGAUAUUUCUCUUGCAUACAACUGGAGAUUAUUCGAGGGCUUAAAAGAGAAAUGGUGCACGCUGAACGAAGCAGAAAUUAGUGUCCAAGUGUACGACUUUUUUGUUCGAGUUCCAGAGAGGACUACUCGCAAAUUCCAGUGCAAGGUAUAUGAAGAAGUAUUCUUAGCGCCGCUGUGCCUGAUCUUCCCCGGUAUACUGGAUCCUGAGAGAAAAGCGAUUACUGCGCAAAAAUGGAGCUCAGAGAACGUUAUAGAUGAUAUAGCAGAUGAAACAGGGGUUGCGGCGGUGCAAACACAACCGGCGACUGCAUUAACAUUACCUGUGAAAUCCAAGCCGUCUACUCCUCUACCUUCAGGCUUAUCACCAGGCGUGAAGCCUGCCACUGCACCUUCAACACCUGCUGCAUCAGAUCACGUCGAUUCUCCUGCCCCAGCAGAAACAGAAGACAUAACCGCAUCCCAGAGUAAUGCCGCUACUUCAGAAUCAUCUAUGAGCCCUGAAAAAGUCGAAGAUGCCUAUAUACCUACACCUAUUGACACUGCCAUCGCUCAAUCUAUUUUGAUCUCUUCUUCGAACUCGGAAGAACGCUUGAAGAAGUUUUUCACUAGCAUCAUUCUUGUUGGAGGUGGAGGAAAGAUAGGCAAUAUGGAUCGCCUUUUGGAAGACUGCAUUCUGAGUACAUCGCUUGCUAGAAAGCAUGGCGUCGAUAAGGUGGAAAUUUUGCCAGCCCCAAGAGAGUUAGAUCCACGACUGCUCGUAUGGAAAGGAGCCUACGUGCUGAGCAAGUUGGAGUCCACUAAUGAGAUGUGGAUUGGACAAAAUGAGUGGAACGAAGUUGGCGUUCGAUGUCUUCGAGACCGAAUGCUGUUCGUUUGGUAAUACAACAUCGACAUAAUUACUUUUUGUUAGAUAUUUCUGAAAUAAAAUUAGCGAAAAUAUCUGCAUC
Molecule: messenger RNA, 2489 nt
Organism: Umbelopsis ramanniana AG
Lineage: Eukaryota; Fungi; Mucoromycota; Umbelopsidomycetes; Umbelopsidales; Umbelopsidaceae
Exons: 7
Coding region: 98-2422 (774 amino acids)
Biological process (GO): double-strand break repair; regulation of DNA-templated transcription
Cellular component (GO): Ino80 complex
Source: RefSeq, a predicted model, not a curated record